This is a messenger RNA of Manis pentadactyla (Chinese pangolin), 1788 nucleotides long. It is a transcript of the gene CABP4, whose product is annotated as calcium binding protein 4. The transcript has 6 exons. Gene Ontology annotation, molecular function: calcium ion binding. The record is from RefSeq and is a predicted model, not a curated record. Bases 1 to 837 code for a protein of 278 amino acids. NCBI's taxonomy places the organism in Eukaryota, Metazoa, Chordata, Mammalia, Pholidota, Manidae.
AUGGCCUCAGGGCAGGGGAGGGGGCAGCAUGGCCCAGACCUGGCCCCCCGCCCCCAGAAGCCCCCUGAGGGGCUCAUGACUUCUGGAGGUGGUGCGGAGGGGCUCCCUUUGACCGGGAGGAGGAGCAAGAGAGAGAAGGGGCUCCGAGGGUCCCAGAAGGGCACUGGCAGCUCUGCAAAGGAGGCCCCCGUCCCAGGCCCCGAGGCCCUGAGGAGCAGCAAGAACCCCUCUAGGACCAGAGGAGGGCAGGAGGCAGCGGCCCCUGCAGCCCCUGGGCCGGCUGCCCGUCGCCAGUCCCACCGGCAUCGUCCUGCCACCCAGCAUGACGCUGCUCAGAGGACUUACGGGCCCCUGCUCGACCGCAUCUUUGGGCAGGACCGCGAGCUGGGCCCCGAGGAGCUGGAUGAGCUUCAGGCUGCCUUUGAGGAGUUUGACAGUGACCGUGAUGGCUACAUCGGCUACCGGGAGCUGGGGGCCUGCAUGCGGACGCUGGGCUACAUGCCCACCGAGAUGGAGCUCAUCGAAGUCUCGCAGCACGUCAAGAUGCGAAUGGGUGGCCGCGUGGACUUUGAAGAAUUUGUGGAACUGAUGGGCCCAAAGCUGAGGGAGGAGACAGCGCACAUGCUGGGGGUGCGGGAGCUGCGCAUUGCCUUCCGAGAGUUUGACAGGGACAGGGAUGGACGAAUCACGGUGGCAGAGCUGCGACAGGCAGCACCAGCUCUGCUGGGGGAGCCACUGGUGGGUUCUGAGCUGGAUGAGAUGCUCCGAGAGGUGGACCUCAAUGGGGAUGGCACUGUAGACUUUGAUGAGUUUGUGAUGAUGCUUUCCACCCAGUGAAGCUCUAGGAGGGAGAACACAUUGCCUCUCUGGCCCAGACCAUCAGGGCCCCAUGGUGGAAGUGACCCAGAAGCCCCUAGGCUUCUUCUGCUCCUGACACCUGGCCAGAGAGUUGUCUUGUGAUGUUACCUACCCACCCUCCUCCUUGCCUCCCUCCCUAAGCUGCCUGAAAGAAACCUGCCCUCAACUGCCUGUCAUCCCCCAGUGUGUGCAAGAUUCAGAUCUCUCUAGCCCCUUGGGAAGUAGGGAGCUCCCUGAUGCUGGCUACAUUCAAAGACAGAGCAGUGCUGGGAGGAUUCUGGUAACAGGAUGAAUUAAGAAGGUGGCUGGAUGCCUCCUACUACUUAUGUGUAUAAAUGUUACAAAAAAACCCCACAAAAACUGAGUUUGAAGGAAAGGGAUUUGGACUCCAGGUACUAAAGACAAAGAGAGAACUCAAAGCUGGUUGGUGGAAAGGAGUGCACACCAUGGGGGUUCAGAGGUGGAGAAGAGGUUCUGGGCUCUGACAUCCAGGAGUGACAGAAGACCUGCAAAAGGUUGGGGAGCAAGACAUGACCCUGAGUACAUUCCAGGGUCUCGAAGGGCUACCCUGUUCUUGAAAAGGGGACCAAAAUAUACAUCUAUCUGCCUGAGGAAGUAGCAAGGGUACAGAUAUUCAGGGCCUUGAGUGGAAAAAGUUACCCUAGAGAACCUGAAGCUCAGUCCUGCAUAUCAGGCAGGAAUGUAAAAAGCUUCUUCAUGGUGUGAAAAGCUCAAGAAGUAGGAAAAAGCUGUUGAGAAGAGCACUCUUUAAAUCCAGGGGACAUGAGAUUAAAAUAACAACUGUGUUACUUCUGAAGGUGAACUCAUGACAAAAAAUCCCAAUUACAUGAAGAAACAAAUCACCAUUAAGGAGACUGGGCAGAUGCAGCAAACAGGAGAGCUGGCCUCCGAAGUGCAAGUAAUAGAACG